This is a messenger RNA of Exophiala mesophila, 3017 nucleotides long. RefSeq lists its product as uncharacterized. Gene Ontology annotation, molecular function: DNA binding; zinc ion binding. NCBI's taxonomy places the organism in Eukaryota, Fungi, Ascomycota, Eurotiomycetes, Chaetothyriales, Herpotrichiellaceae. The record is from RefSeq and is a predicted model, not a curated record. The transcript has a single exon. Bases 210 to 2684 code for a protein of 824 amino acids. Gene Ontology annotation, biological process: DNA-templated transcription.
GAUAAUCCGCCACCAGACGACUAGAGUUUGGGCAAACACCUACCAACCUAAGGCUUGGACAAAGGCCCACUUCAACCAUCCGCCCUCGACAAAGCAUACCAAUUGUGUCACAUUACGAUCCAUGAUGCGCAUCGGCUGGCUUUCGAUUUAAUAUCGAUCCGCAUCUUCAUCUCAUCUCUCAAAUACUCACUCCAGACUUCCCCGUCGACAUGACGCCUAGAUCCAACCAGUCCCCAAGUGUGGGCCAACCCACCCCUCCAGCUGUCCCCUCAGUCACCACUGGAACCACAGCUGUUGGGACCAACGACUCGGACAGCGACAACCAGCCUGAAGAAAGGCCAACUCAUACUUCUGAAAUCGGCACGCUGAAGAAACUACCCAAUCACCAAACCGCCUGGCUAGGAAGUUCUUCCGGCGUCUACUUUGUCAACACAGUCCGCCGUGCUUUCUCCGCUGCUUUCGCUUCGUCCCACCUCGCCGGGCCCAAUGCUGUCCCUGCCAGUGAAGAUAUCCUCACCGGCGAAGACGCUGACGGCCACUCGUACAAUGGUCCUCUACACGAAGGUCCCUCCACAACCGAUCCGUUUCCGCAUUUGUUGGCCACGAGUUUGGGUAAGCCACCUGAUCGCAAGAUUGCCAACGAUCUGGUCAUGUCCUUUUUCACCACCUGGCACCCUCUAUUCCCCUUCUUACAUGGGCCCACUUUCCUCAAAGACAUGGAGUUGAUAUAUCAACGCCAGCGCCGACCUUCCACCACCUCCACCACUUCACCUGCCCCUCAUGAGCUGCGCAGGCUGGUCACCUUCCAGCUCAUCAUCAAUAUUGCAUCGCUCGACCGCUCCGACAUCCAUCUCCCCGCAGAAUCUCGAAUCAGAUCCACCGCAGACGUCAGCCGUGUCGCUGGUUGCUUUGCUCUUUCACAUGAUCUAUCCACCAUUCAGGCCCUCCUGGCCGCUGAGCUCUACCUGGUUGCCUCUCUUGCUAUACGUCAAGCCAGCACCGUCGCCGGUGCCAUAGUCAAGUUAAUUUACCACGCUGGUCUACAUCGUUGCCCCUUACGCUACGCUCAACUUUCACAAGAAGAUUGCGACAUUCGAAAACGCAUCUUUUGGUCAGCUUAUGCCCUUGAUCGCCACUGCAGUCUGAGUCUGGGGGAUCCCAAUACCAUUCAAGACGAUGAUAUCGAUGUCUGUCUUUCAGGUCCUGAGCUACACAAAGCUGUCAUUCGCCAAUUGAUACCCAACACUGAUGCUCCAGCCUCACAAAUGCCGCCGCCCCGUCUCGCGACUGAAGAUCCUAGAGUACAGAAUAAUGACGGGCCUGAAGCUCGAGAAAAGAGAACCAGAGAAGCUGCAUUGACAGCAUAUGUCCAAUGGAGCAAAUUGACCGGUCAAAUCAUCGAAGUCUUCCACAAAAGCAUCAAUCAUCGCUUUCCCAAGCACCAACAAAUCCUGCGAUUGACAAGUGACAUUGAGACGUGGUGGAAUGACUUGCCCCCUUUCCUCACUGGCGAAGCGGAUUCUGAGAGCCUACCAGAUCCUGAGCAUGCUGAUAACACCGGCGGAUCUGGCGCACAUCCAUCCACCACUGCAACUGGGCAUCCAGCCAGUGGAAGCACGACACCCCAUUUUCCCUCUCAGCAGAAUCUAGCCCCAUUCUUCAAGAUUCUCUACCAUCGAUUGCUCCUUCUCGUCAACCGACCACGCCUUUCACUUGACCAGUCCACACCAGAAUUUCAGCAUGGUUUACAGGUCUGCAUUCGUGCCUCCCGUGGCAUCGUCACCGGUCUUAAGGAGCACAAACAGAGUGCCCAGUCCAUGUUCCUUCCAGGACUACUCUCCGCGGCCUGGAUGUCAGGCCUCAUCAUCGCCUUUGCUUGUCAACUGGGCAAAUAUGCCAAAGCCCGAGCCCUGAGUGACAUGCAAGCGUGUCUGAAUCUCCUCGAUGCCAUGAAUAGCCGCUGGUAUACAGUGGGCAACUGCCACAAGGUCUUGUCGCUGCUUCUGGUCAACAUCCAAGGACGCAAAGCAUCCAUCAACGGAUUUCUGACCAUUCCCAAGCCCUCUGCCGAAAAUUCCUCUCCCUCUGUCGAUGUCGAUCCUGUCCAACCCAGCCGCAAGCGUCAGCGCACCAAUGCUGACGAAGGCCAGACCUCGCCACGCAAGUCCUCUGGUGUUGACUCCGCCCACAGCAGCCCUGUGCAGCCGCCGUCCAACACCAACCCUCCCCGGCUGAAGCACCACCCGUCCUCCACCAACAACUCGACUCCGUCCUGGGCGCCAUCUGCGACCUUCGAGACAAACAAUCCAUCUGCCCUGUCCAAUCCCAGCGGCAUCCACGCGUCGGCCUUUGACUUUUCCCAGUGGGAUCGUGGGCAUCCGACCACCCAACCGCAGUACAAUCACGGCAUCGGCAGCGCCGUGUACGCCACUCCACAGGACCUGGCGUUUGCGCAAAGCACAAUGAAUAUUGCGUCUGGCUCGGGGCUCGGCGGGGCCGCGGCUACUAGUAAUAAUAGCAGCGGUGACAUACACAAUCAAGGCACCAUCACCGAAUACUCAGACCCCAUGUUCUGGGGGAACAUGGACUAUAACGUGACGGAUAUCUUCGGAAGCGCCACAUGGGAAAACAUGACGGGCCCGUUUGCGCCUGGCGGCGGCGUCAACACUGGCUGGGAGAUGUAGUGCAGGAAAAUGUCUCUUAAAGGGGCGUUGCAGCAAGAGCAAAGUAACAACUAUGUGGCAGAAUAUAAGAUUAAUCUAUGUUAGACAGGCAAAAGGUUGUGGCGGGCUAAGCGAGAUCUGCAAGCCAAGGACAGCUGAGAAGACGGGAAUCAAAAGAUACGAGGUGGCGCAUUCUUUAGGCUUGGGAGCAUACCGGCAACCCACCAAGGAUAGGGAACGUGAUACACGCGAGCGGAUGGGCGUGUCGAGUUGGCUGACAAGCAGCUAUCAAGAUGUCUGGAACGAUACCCCCAUUAUGUAGUAGAUAUACUUUUUGUAGGCACCGGUUUAAAG